Molecule: messenger RNA, 1097 nt
Organism: Trifolium pratense (red clover)
Lineage: Eukaryota; Viridiplantae; Streptophyta; Magnoliopsida; Fabales; Fabaceae
Product: B3 domain-containing transcription factor VRN1-like
Exons: 4
Coding region: 17-946 (309 amino acids)
Molecular function (GO): DNA binding
Source: RefSeq, a predicted model, not a curated record
AGACCUUUGGUUUCUCAUGUUAUAUAUACAGUACAUCAAACUAUACACAAUAUACUUAAUUCACUCACUCUCCAUGGCUAGAACAAAUUCUACCAAGCACUCAAUCCAUUUCUUCAAGAUCAUCCUCCAAACUAAUCUUCAAAGACUUAAAAUACCAAAUAAGUUUACAAAGAGUCAUGGAGUUGGUUUAUCAAAUCCAGUGUUGAUCAAUCCUCCUGAUGGCACUAAAUGGAAAGUUUAUUGGAAAAAUAUCAAUGGUGAGAUUUGGUUUGAAAAGGGUUGGAAAUCUUUUACUCAAAAUUACUCUCUAGGACAUGGCAGUUUGGUUGUGUUUAAAUAUAAAGAAGGAACUUCCAAGUUCGAUGUACUCAUACUUGGCCAAAGUGCAGUAGAAAUAGACUAUGAUCCUUCAUCUGACACUCAUGAUGAUGAUGAUAAAAAUGACAAUGUUGGUGAUAGUAAUGAUGAUGAACCAGUUAAGAUUUUGGAUGAAAAUAGUGACGAUGAAUCAGUUAUGAUUUUGGAUGAAUUAAGUUCUCCUCGACCACAUAAAAAAGUCAGAGGUGAGACUGAAAACAUUACUAAAAGGACUUCAUCACUAAAUAUGCCAAAGGAAGCUAGAGCUCAGGAAAUUGCUGAAAACUUCAUCUCAAGCAAUCCCUUUUUCACAAUUCUUAUAAAUACUUAUCACGUGGUCGAAAGUCAUCAGCUGGGUGUACCAAGUUUAAAGGGGGUUAUUGAGAACAAAGGGAAGGAUGUGAUGUUGCAGAUUGGAAAAAGAUCAUGGAAUGUGAAACUGCUUCGUUGUUCCGAGAAUACAAAUACUCGUCGCCUCUCAGCGGGUUGGCGCUUGUUUCUACGUGAAAGUGGACUGAAACCGGGAGAUGUUUGUGUCUUUGAACUGAUAAACAAGAAUGAUUUAAUUUUUAAAGUUCACGUUUUCUAAAGGGAGAGGCACUUAGAUUUCUAUUGUACCAAGGAGAGUUAGUUACAUUCUGUUUCCAGAUCUACUACAUCGGUCACAACAAUGUUCGUUCUACGGACGUCUAUCUUUUUUUCAAUAUCAAUAUCAGCAAUUGUUUUUAGAUGGAAGUAAA